Messenger RNA from Andrographis paniculata, 773 nucleotides. RefSeq names its product thioredoxin-like 1-2, chloroplastic. The record is from RefSeq and is a predicted model, not a curated record. NCBI's taxonomy places the organism in Eukaryota, Viridiplantae, Streptophyta, Magnoliopsida, Lamiales, Acanthaceae. The coding region runs from base 1 to 624 and encodes 207 amino acids. The transcript is spliced from 5 exons. Gene Ontology annotation, biological process: cell redox homeostasis.
AUGUCUUGUAUGAAUCUGAAGGCCAAUUUCUCAGCCAAUCGGGUGAAGCCACGUGGACCCCAAUCUAGGGUUUGUUCUUCGAUCGGAACCCUAGAUUUCUCCGAUCACCGCGAAAUCAAACAUUUGAGGAUCAAAACCCCCAAAUUAGAGCCAAUAAUCGAUCAGAAUUUUCUUACCCCAAACAUGGCGGAAAUCGAGUCGCCGCGCCACCUCGUGAAUCUGCUUCGGACCGCCGGCGACGCUCUGGUUGUCCUAAGCUUCUACUCCGCCGCGUGCGGCGGCUGCAGAGCUCUGCAACCCAAGAUCUGCGAGAUGGCGGCGGCGAAUCCGUCGGCGAUUUUCGUGAAUAUUAAUGAAGAUCGGCAGGGGAAGCUAUGUCGUGGCCUCCAUGUCCGCGUGCUGCCAUUCUUCAAAUUGUACAGAGGAUCUCAGGGGAGACUCUGUAGCUUCAGCUGUACAAAUGCUACAAUCGGUAAAUUUAAGGAUGCAUUGGCUAAACAUGGGACGGAUCGAUGCAGCCUCGGACCGGCAAAAGGUCUUGACGACGAAGAGAUGGCUUCAUUGGCCUCGCUCGAUUUGAUACCGGAAAAUUAUAUUCUAUCGAAUUAUUAUUAUUAUUAUUAAAAAGAAAUUGUAUGUGUAAUUAUAUAUUUAUUUUUUAAGAAGUAGGGCUCCGACUAUUUUGGGAAGGCCCUGCAAUUUGUUUAUUUAUGUUUAGUUGAAUUUUAGUUUCAAUUUCUUGAUUAUAAAAUUCUUAUAACUUUAUAUUAAAG